This is a messenger RNA of Candoia aspera, 3059 nucleotides long. RefSeq names its product p21 (RAC1) activated kinase 1 (gene PAK1). NCBI's taxonomy places the organism in Eukaryota, Metazoa, Chordata, Lepidosauria, Squamata, Candoiidae. Bases 148 to 1785 code for a protein of 545 amino acids. Gene Ontology annotation, biological process: regulation of MAPK cascade; regulation of actin cytoskeleton organization; intracellular signal transduction. Gene Ontology annotation, cellular component: cytoplasm. Gene Ontology annotation, molecular function: ATP binding; protein serine/threonine kinase activity. The record is from RefSeq and is a predicted model, not a curated record. The transcript is spliced from 15 exons.
GCGGCUGUUGCGACCGGAGGGGCGCGCGCCCGCCCGCCCGCGGGAGCGGAGGACGGCGCCGGGCUGGCCGGUUCGCUGCGCGCGGGGACGGCGGGCUCGGAGGAGGAAGACGGAGCUGAGCCGGAGCCGCUGUAGCUGCUGCUGAAGAUGUCCAACAGUGGCCACGAUCCAGAAGAUAAGCCCCCUGCGCCUCCAAUGCGGAAUACGAGCACCAUGAUUUGUUCCGGCAGCAAAGAUGCGGGGACGCUCAACCACGGCUCGAAACCCCUGCCCCCUAAUCCAGAAGAAAAGAAAAGAAGAGAUCGUUUUUAUCGCUCCAUCCUGCCAGGAGACAAAACCAACAAGAAGAAGGAAAAAGAACGGCCUGAGAUCUCCCUUCCAUCAGACUUUGAACACACGAUCCAUGUUGGAUUUGAUGCGGUCACGGGAGAAUUUACAGGCAUGCCGGAGCAAUGGGCCCGCUUGCUACAGACGUCCAACAUCACCAAAUUAGAGCAAAAGAAGAAUCCCCAAGCAGUGCUGGAUGUCCUAGAGUUCUACAAUUCCAAAAAGACCUCGAACAGCCAGAAAUACAUGAGUUUCACAGAUAAAUCUGCAGAAGACUAUAACUCCUUGAAUACCCUGAAUGUGAAGGCAGUGUCAGAAACCCCUGCUGUCCCCCCUGUUUCAGAAGAUGAAGAUGAUGACAACGAUGCUCUCCCUCCACCUGUGAUUGCCCCUCGGCCCGAACACACCAAGUCUAUCUACACCCGCUCUGUGAUUGAACCUCUUCCGCCAGCCCCCACCAGAGAUGUGACCACUUCUCCCAUCCCCUCCCCUUCUGAAAACAGCACCACGCCCCCAGAUACGCUGGCAAGAAAUGCCGAAAAGCAGAAGAAGAAGCCUAAAAUGACUGAUGAAGAGAUCCUGGAAAAGUUAAGAGGCAUCGUAAGCAUUGGUGAUCCGAAGAAGAAAUAUACAAGCUUUGAGAAGAUUGGACAAGGGGCUUCGGGUACUGUUUACACAGCGAUGGACGUAGCAACAGCACAAGAGGUUGCAAUCAAACAGAUGAAUUUGCAGCAGCAGCCGAAGAAAGAGCUAAUCAUCAAUGAAAUUCUCGUCAUGAGGGAAAACAAGAAUCCCAACAUUGUCAACUAUCUAGACAGUUACUUGGUGGGGGAUGAACUGUGGGUUGUCAUGGAGUAUUUGGCUGGCGGCUCGUUGACGGACGUCGUGACAGAGACCUGCAUGGAUGAAGGACAGAUAGCUGCAGUGUGCCGAGAGUGCCUUCAAGCUUUGGAAUUCCUUCACUCCAACCAGGUCAUCCAUCGAGACAUCAAAAGUGACAACAUCUUGCUUGGAAUGGACGGGUCGGUCAAACUAACUGAUUUUGGCUUCUGCGCCCAAAUCACUCCUGAGCAGAGUAAGCGGAGCACCAUGGUGGGGACGCCAUAUUGGAUGGCUCCCGAAGUGGUAACAAGGAAAGCCUACGGCCCCAAGGUGGACAUCUGGUCUCUGGGCAUCAUGGCCAUUGAAAUGAUUGAGGGGGAACCCCCGUACCUCAACGAGAACCCCCUGCGGGCUUUGUAUCUCAUUGCUACCAACGGGACCCCAGAGCUGCAAAAUCCAGAGAAGCUGUCACCCAUCUUUAGAGACUUCCUUAAUCGCUGCCUCGAAAUGGAUGUGGAGAAGAGAGGUUCUGCUAAAGAGCUUCUCCAGCACCAAUUCCUGAAAAUUGCCAAGCCCCUGUCCAGCCUCACUCCUCUGAUCAUUGCAGCAAAAGAGGCCACAAAGAACAACCACUGAACCCCACCAGCUGAUCAGAAUCCUUUUCCUAACUUUUUUUGUUUUUUUUCUUUCUUUCUUUCUGUUGUUUUUAAGAGACAAUUUUAAAACGUUCAUCUCUCAGGAGUUCUGCCCUGGGCAGGAGUCUUUUAACCUUUUGUGGCUGGGAUCACGAUGGAAGCAAUUUGGAUGGAGGAUUCAGACGUACGGCGUGGAGUGACUCUGAACUCUGCCUUGGAGUGGAAGCGACCAAGAACUCUAGAAAAGGGGUCAACCAUUGUGUUCCUGAACAAAGAGGGUUCUUUAUCUUUUAAUGUAUUGAUUUCAAAAUGAAAGAGAAGAAUAUGACGCAGAAACUUUUUAGAUGAUGUUUUUCCUAAGCAAGUUACAAUUCUCAUUGUCUAGGCAUCCUUUUUACCUUUGUGAGAGCCUGGUUCUUAAACUACUGAAAGAUUGAAUUACUUGAAAACAGGGGCAGGCAAAGAGAAGUUUGGACUGUUUUUAUAAUCUCAAGGGAAAGGUUUUGUUUUUUCCCCUCUGAAUCACUGGAUGUUUGGACCCAAGUCUGCAUGCGUCAAAGAAGAUGUUGAAGUAGUUAGGAUGAACACCACCCGCACCCAUUUUUGGAAGAUUUAUUAAUCAUUGAUCAUCAUGCAAUGUGUUUGGGGUUUUGUGUGUGUGUGUGUGUGUGUCGAUAUGCCUAUGUGUGUGUGUGAGAAACAAAUUGUCCUCUGAUUAAAUUCCUAUGCUAUUUCCCAUCCUAAUUUGCAGUCAUCAGUGCCUGUUUGAUUCAUAGAUAAGAACAGUACUUUCCAGAUGUGUUGGAACUUCAAUUCCCAGCAUGACUCUUGGCCAGAGGGAUUAUGGGAGUUGAAGUCCAGGACAGCUGGAGGGCACUGGAUUGGGAAAAGCUGCUGCAAGUGAUCUUGGUUUCUAUGAUCUCGAAUUAAACAAUACAGAAACUUGCUGUUUUGGCCCUUGCUCAGUGCUGUGAAAACCCUGAGAUGGCAGUGAAGAAAAGGUUAUCGUUUGUAUUUCUUUGCUGCCCUCUAGCCCUAAGAAGGAAUAUAAUUUCCUCACAUUUCAAAAUUUGCAGAAUCAGUAAUUCUGCUUUGUAUCAGGAGUCGUCUAUCUGGUUCCGUGAGCAACUGAGAAUUCAGUCUUUACAGACCGAGAUACAGCUGAGUGUCAGCACACUAGGGCCAUCUGUAACUUGGUAUAGAAAAAAAAACCCUUAAUUUGUGCGAUAUGAAAAUGAUGGAUGCAAAUUCAGCAAGUUUGAAUAAACUAGAUCA